CAACAAUCGAAUUCAACAAGCUUCUCAGUUUACUGCAGAUUACGUACAAGUACAUUUUGUCAUUUGAUUCCGUCGAGUAGAAACGCCAUACGUAAAUUAUCCAAUUCUAAACACAAGAAACAACUUUGGAAGUAUUGCUUGUCAUGAUUGAAAAUCUUGAAUGGAAUUCCAUUGAUGGAAUCAACAUGAUGAAUCAGAUGGAACUUGUUAAUCGUUUACUAAUUGUAUCCACAUAUGCCUUAAUGGUGUUAAUGAUUCUUAUAGCACAAAUUUUAUUCACAUUGAUUGUCAUAUUAUUCAUGUCAUUAUCUUAUCAGUCAAAUUUUUCAAUUGAGCUAUUAAUACAGACAACGGUUACUGGUUUAUUUGUGUUGAUUGCACUUGUGAUCGCAUUAUUAAUUUGUUUUGUAAAGAAGAUAAAUGAGACAUUUCCAGAGAAUGUCACUCUUGCUAUUGCUUAUUCUGGUUGUAUGGCGUUAGCAUUAGGAAUUUGGUAUAUGCAAUUAUAUGUUCUUCUAAAAAUUGCAGCUUUUGGAAUUAGUCUGGUGUUAUUCAUAUGUGCAGUGUUGAUUGGUGCAGCGAUUAAAACAAAUUUGGCGGACAAAAUUAAAAGUCUUCUAAUAUCUGUUACAUCGAUAUUUAUUACGUUUAUAAUAGCUGCAAUCGCAUUCAUCUUUUCAGGAAUCAAGGUAAUAGCUCUGGCUUUCUACAUAGCUGCAGUAACAUUUUCAUUCAUUUGCAUGUAAAUUGGAUAUGUCAGUCAGUCAGUCAGUAACGACGUCCAACUUUGUACCUACGUAUAUCAGUUUGAAUUGCUAUGUUGCUGAGUAAUGACGUUUUUUCAUAGACCCAGCAAUGUUGGACCACCAUUGAAAACCUGUAAGCACUGUAUCAAAAUCUCCACAAUCAAUUAUUGAUAAUUAUCAUGUGCUCACUUGCAACUAUCUUCGAGAGGUGAUUCUUGGGGUUCUAGUGAGAAACUAUGACCAAUGUAGUUCAACCUUAUCGAAUUUGACGCAGUGACUCGCCAAAGAAAAUAGAAAACGGUCGCGCAAUUUGGUGAGUUGGUUGAAAUUCAACAUAGUUGGAUGCCAGCUGAAUGGUCUAGAGGUGAAGUGUUCGCCCGCGAGGUUGAAGGCACUUAGUUUGAGUCCCGCAUACGGGAUCGUGGAUGCGCACUUCUGAGAAGUCCCAUGCUAUGACGAGACUACCGUCUAGUGCUUCCAGGUUUUCAGUGGUGGUCAAACAUCGAUUGAUUCGUGAUAUCACUUAUAGGUCGAUAAACUCUGUAACUCUACAAUGAUAAAUUUAAAAAUUGUUAAAAUUACAGAACAAUGCAAAUGUUAUUAUCCAUAAUGUUACUGACAUUCGAAAAGUGUGUAUAUUGCUGUAGAAAUUUCGAGGAAAAGGAAUGAAAUGUAUUCCACAUAUAUAUAUGUCAACUCUGUCAUAGACAAUUCUUUGCAGUUCUUUCCGGUUGUUAUUCAUCCAUUUCAUGUCUACUUGCAAUUUCCGGCGCAAUGUGUACCUUCAUUUACCUCUCUUACUUUUCCAACUAAGCUUUGCCUUGUCACUCAGUUUGAUGAUUACCGAAAUGUACAUCCUAUCCACUUCCAACAUCUUUUUGGUAAUUUCAUCUUCAGCUGGAAGUUAGUUUGUCUUCUCCGAAAGUAGGCGGCUUUUGCUGAUGGUAUUCGGCCAAAGGAUAUCUAGUAUCUAGUGUAGACAAUCAUUUAUGAAUAUUCGUACUUUUUUGAUAAUGGUUGUGGUAGUUCUCUUCGUUUCAGCUCCAUACAGUAAAAAUAUCUUAAGUAUGAGUUUUGAGGAUAAAAUAUCUAUUAUUUGAAUUAAGAAAUGUGUUCCGAUGUACUGUCCUCGUAAAAGCCUUGGGCUGUGUACUUUGUAACGUAUUCUACACAUAGUGAUAUUGUU
Molecule: messenger RNA, 1932 nt
Organism: Schistosoma guineensis
Lineage: Eukaryota; Metazoa; Platyhelminthes; Trematoda; Strigeidida; Schistosomatidae
Source: the annotation of a GenBank genome assembly